Eublepharis macularius is the source of this 4799-nucleotide messenger RNA. It is a transcript of the gene AHI1, whose product is annotated as Abelson helper integration site 1. Gene Ontology annotation, molecular function: protein binding. The coding region runs from base 129 to 3863 and encodes 1244 amino acids. Gene Ontology annotation, cellular component: ciliary basal body. Gene Ontology annotation, biological process: motile cilium assembly. The record is from RefSeq and is a predicted model, not a curated record. The transcript is spliced from 25 exons. NCBI's taxonomy places the organism in Eukaryota, Metazoa, Chordata, Lepidosauria, Squamata, Eublepharidae.
GUUUGACUUGGAGGGCGGCGGCGGGAUCGGAUUGUAGUCGGAGGCGGCAGCUGCAGGGAAGAGUGUGGGGAAAUAACUUGGACAAAGGAACUGGAACAUGUUGAGUUGCUCUUGAAAGAGACCUGAAAAUGCCAGCAGUGGAGAGUGAGGCCAAGGCUAAGACCAGGGUUCGCUUUGAAGAAAUUUUCAGGAGUCAUAUUGGCCUAACAGAUAAUAAAAAGUCAAAGACGAAAACAUUAAGCACUCAGGAAAAUAUCGUGCUUGAGACCUUCAAAAAUAAUCUUGAUCUAGCUAAAGAAAGUGGAAAUGAUGAUGUAAUUAUAAACAACACUUAUAACCCAGAGGAAAGGAGUCCACGGUUUACAAAAAACAAGCUCAGAGACAAAACCUCGGUGGCUGAAAAAAUAAAUAAUAAUGUUGUCAGUGGAGAAGAAAGCAAGCAAGCAAGGUCUAGCAAGAAGAAAAAAGCAUCGUUACAACUUAAUGAGGAAGCAAACCUGUGUGAAACUAAGUUGGACAGUUUUGAAAAACAGAUUCAUGUUUUUUUAAAGAAAAAAACCAAAAGUGUAUUCCAGGCAGAUGCAGCUCAUCAAAAAGGGGACAGCAACAUAAGAAGUGCCUUGAAUGAAGUGACAGAGACAUCCGAAGUAGAUGAGGAAGAACAGCUAAUUCAAGCCUAUCAGCAGCAAGUGGCUGAGGAGGAGGCAAAUGCAAUUAAGAAGAAAAUUAAAAAGAAACUUAAAGAACAGAUGUCGAACUUCACCUCUCAUGUUCAAAGCCACGAAGUGGUAUUGAACAAUGAAGUGGGCAAAAAGAAGAAAAAGAAGAAAGAAGUGCCAGUUGUAUCUGAACCUGAAACAAGUGCAAUGUCCCUUUCUGAACUACAGAAUGACCCUGAGAAAGAAGAUAUCAUCAAAAAGAGAUCAUUGGAAAGAGAACUGAAACCAGUGCUUAGAGAGAAUGGCAUGCUAAGAGAGGAAGAACAGCUGGAAGGAGACAGUAAUAAACAAAAAUCUAAAGGAAAAAAAACAAAAAGAAUAUCAAGAAAAGCAUUAGAAGAAAACAUAGAAAACACUGAAGAAAAUAUGCCAUGUGUGACUGCUGGAAGUGUUUCACCAGAAUCAAAACCUGUUUUUGAUGAUAGCCUUGUUUUAGGUGUUUAUAUCUAUCGCAGUGAUCGACUUAAAACUGAUCUCAUGGUAUCCCAUCCCAUGGUUAAAAUUCAUGUGAUUGAUCAGAAAACUGGUCUGUAUGUCAAGAAAGAACAUAGCAGCCGAGCAGUUUCAUCUUUUUAUGAACAAGAGCAAGUGGGACAUAUUCUUCCUAUUAUGACCCAGCCUUAUGAUUUCAGACGGUUUAAAUCAACACUUCCUCAAUGGGAGGAGCAGAUCAUAUUCAAUGAACGUUUCAACUAUUUUCUCCAGGAUUCUGAAGAAAGUCCAAGCAUAAUCCUAUUCUUUGAGAUCCUUGAUUUUUUAAGCAUGGGAGAUGCAAAGACCAAUUCUGAUGUUCAAAUUCAGGAAAGUGGUUUUCGGAAAAUCUGUUGGGCUUUUCUGAAGCUUGUUGGUGCAAAUGGAGUUCGGAAUGUUGGUGGAAAACUACGUCUUCAGCUAUAUUAUCCUCCUUCAAGGUCCAGGACACAACUGAAUGUUGUGGAAGUUUAUGACUGGUGGGCAAAAUGUCCCAGAAACCAUUACCCUUCAACAUUGUAUGUAACUAUAAAGGGCCUUAAACUUCCAGAUCAUGUAGAUCCUUCUUUUCGUUCUAUGAUGGCUAUUCAGCAGGAAUAUCAUUCUCCAUCAUUCUUGGAUCUGGAGAGCAAUGUAUCAAAAAAAGCUAAUGAUUCUGAACAACAGGUGAAAAGGGAGGAACCCUUUAAAUGGUCAAAGCUUCCAGGACAGGUGUGUCGAAUCCCAAACAAGCAUCUCUUUUCUCUGCGAGCAGGAGAUACAGGAUGUUUCUGUAUUCGCUUCUCUGAGGAUGGCCGAAAAUUAGCAGCAGCUUGUGCAGGAAGAGAUGGGUAUCCUAUUAUUUUGUAUGAAAUUCCUUCAGGACAGCACUUGAGGGAAUUUUAUGGGCAUUUGAACAUUGUGUAUGAUCUUUGCUGGUCAAAAGAUAAUGAACAUCUCCUUACUGCAUCCUCAGAUGGCACUGCAAGAAUGUGGAAAAUUGAAGCCCGGACUACAUCUGCUGUGAAGGUUUUCCCUCAUCCUUCAUUUGUCUACACAGCUAAGCUCCACCCAGUAGCUGACUGUAUUGUUGUGACAGGAUGCUAUGACUCUAUAAUUAGAGUGUGGAAUGCAAAAGCAAAGGAAAUUCAUGGUCAGCUUCUACAAGAAUUUGAUGGUCACAGAGGUUUCAUCAAUACAUUGUGUUUUGAUAAAGAAGGACUAUACAUGUUCUCUGGAGACAGUACAGGGUUGAUAAUCAUCUGGAAUACUAUUGUUAAAGGAAAUUCUCACUCAUCGAUCCAACACUGGGGAAUUGAUAAGGAAAUACAAGAAGAUGAUAUUAAAGGGACACCAAUCAAUCAUUUGGAUGUGCAUCCAAAUGGAAGGCGAUUAUUAAUCCAUUCCAGAGAUAGUUCUGUGAGAAUUAUGGAUCUUCGAAUCCUUGCCACAAAGAAAUAUAUUGGUGCAACAAAUUAUCGUGAGAAAAUUUGCAGUACCUUAACACCAUGUGGAACGUUUCUUUUUUCUGGAAGUGAAGAUGGUAUAGCAUAUGUCUGGAAUUCAGAAACAGGUGAUCAGGUAGCAAUGUAUUCUGACCUUUCCUUCUCAUCUCCCCUUCGUGAUGUUGCCUUUCACCCACAUGAGCAUAUGGUGUCAUUUUGUGCCUUUGGUCAAAACCAGCCGAUACUUGUGUACAUUUAUGAUUAUAAAGUUGCCCAGCAAGAAGCUGAACUAAUAAAAGACUUCAGAGGACUACAUUUAUCAGCUUCACCUAGAGGUCCACACCUUCUUAGCAAUUCUGCAGAUAGUUCUAUACAGAAAGAUUCGACAAUGCCUCAACCUGACCAAUUUGCCAGCAUUUCAAGAAGAUCUGUGAGAAUGCAAAAAGUUAAACAGAAACUGGAUUCUGUCACAGCCAGUUCCAGUGCCUUCCUUCCUAGCCCGUCUCUGCUUUCACCACACUCCAAAUUAAGAUUGGCAAGCACACUAGGCGAACCAUGGAUUCCUCUGCAUCCUCUUUCUACUCAAAGUGGGAGUUUCGUCCCAGUAGGAAAUCCUCUUAGCAGAACAUUAUCAGCCAGACUACACACGAGCUGUGAGUUUCCAGCUUUAUUACAUGUAAAAGAAGACAUUAAUUCAGUUCCUGUCCAAGAAACAGUAGUGGCUCUUUAUGACUACACCGCGCAUCGAUCAGAUGAACUAACCAUCCAUUGCAGUGACAUUAUCCAAGUGUUAUACAAAGAUAAUGAUAACUGGUGGUUUGGCACCCUAAUGAAUGGACAGCAAGGCUAUUUUCCAGCUAACUACGUUGUUGGUGAAUCACAACUUGAAGAACAGUUGUGUUCCAGAACAGCAGAAGACUCUUCUCCUCUUUUGUUCACUGAACCAGUAGAGGCAGCAUCACCAGCUAUGCCUCAGACAUCAGCAGUUAUCAACAAGUCAAGAGAUCUAAGAUUGAUUUCAGAAAAUGACACAAAGUUCCAGGCUACACAAGGCCCAAAGAAGAAGACAAAGAAGCAAGACAUUCAAAUGAAUGAAACAGAAUUCCAGGCAAAUAAUGACUUUACAUCUAACAGUGUUGAGGAGCAAUCUAGGAAAGACAUAACAAAGAAGAAGAAGAAAAGUACUGUGAAAGCAAGAGCAAGUGGGACAUCAAAUAAUGCCUUUGUCCCAGACAUUCUUCAAGCAUAGUCACAAUUUUGGAAUUGAAUGCUGGUUUCAUAUUUUAAAGGCAGUAAGGAAAUAUAUGGAAUUAUAUUUUACUAUGGAACAAUUAAAUCUCAUAUGGUGGAAAAUAUUAAGUAUUGUCAAACACAAAUUUACAAUUAAAAUUUUUUUAUAGUGCAGAAGUCCAAGGAUCCAAAAGUAAAAGCGUGAAUUAUUUGUCUCAGUGGAAUAUUCCAGUGAAACUCAGAAUACUUACAGUGAAAUCCUAAACAGAGUUACUCCAGUUUAAGCCCAUUGAUUUCAGUGGGCUUAGACUGAAGUAACUCUGCUUAGGAUUUCACUGUUAGUGUCAUGCAUGAAUCUGGUGUUUACUUACAAAGUAGAAUAUACUUUUAAAUUUUUUUAUUGAGUUAAUGUAAUGAAAUAUUGAGGCUUACCUGGGACUUAUACAAGUUCAUGAGAUAGAGUUUGAUUAAACUUGAAGGGUACCAUUAUGAGAAAAGUUGGAUCAAGAGUUGGAACAGAAAUACUGUUCUGGAAGUUUUCAUUUUGGUUCAAAUAAAGGCAAGCAGUAGUUGUUGUUUAAUAUGUGAUAACUCUGAAGGAGUUUGAAAACUAUGAAAAAUAAAUCCAACAUACUCUCUUAUGUCUUCGUAGCUUUUGCAGCACUUCUGUAUACUUGUGUAUCAACAAACAAAUAUCAGUUAUAAUACAUCUGAGUCUGUAAAUAAGUAAAUGCCAGCCACCAUCACUAUGGGAUGCAAAAAAAUCUUAAUAUGAUUUUAAUAGAAAUUUGUAGUACAAAAAGUUCUUCAAGCAGUGUUGCGAGACUGAUUCUACUUUGUUUUGACUGUUUUUCACCAUAAUGUAGGUAGGGUAUAUUUUUAUGUAAGUAUAUUUUUGUUCUCAGGUGUAACUGUUUUUACAUUAAAAAGCAUUAAGUUGUGAACGAUUUAUUAA